Ilex paraguariensis (yerba mate) is the source of this 252-nucleotide messenger RNA. NCBI's taxonomy places the organism in Eukaryota, Viridiplantae, Streptophyta, Magnoliopsida, Aquifoliales, Aquifoliaceae. The record is from the annotation of a GenBank genome assembly.
AUGGCUGAGAUCUUGCUGGUCCAAGCAUUGGCAAAUAGAUAUGAAACUUCAGAACCUUACCCAGCAAAACUUAGGGUUCGAAGCUUGGUUCUGCUGGAAAAGAUGGUGAUAACAGUUGCAGAUUUGCUUGUAUCAAUUGGAGGUGUAGAGUCAUCACCACCACCAUCAGCGGAGGAGGAGAAGAGAGAGAUGCAACAGAAGCUCCGGAAAACAAAAAAAUUAGAAGACACCACUCCACUAAUAACUCAGUGA